Epinephelus fuscoguttatus (brown-marbled grouper) is the source of this 4216-nucleotide messenger RNA. RefSeq names its product homeobox D4a (gene hoxd4a). NCBI's taxonomy places the organism in Eukaryota, Metazoa, Chordata, Actinopteri, Perciformes, Serranidae. Bases 918 to 1685 code for a protein of 255 amino acids. Gene Ontology annotation, molecular function: DNA-binding transcription factor activity, RNA polymerase II-specific; RNA polymerase II cis-regulatory region sequence-specific DNA binding. Gene Ontology annotation, cellular component: nucleus. Gene Ontology annotation, biological process: regulation of transcription by RNA polymerase II; embryonic skeletal system morphogenesis; anterior/posterior pattern specification. The transcript is spliced from 2 exons. The record is from RefSeq and is a predicted model, not a curated record.
ACUUCGACUUAUCCGCCAUCUUUAUUAUUAUUAUUAUUAUUGUUAUGAUCAUGAGUCUGGUGCAUGACGUGCUGUCAGAUGCUACAGUGACAGUGUUGGCUUAUGGAUGAGAUCUGACAACAGCACAUACCUCACAAAGAGGCGCUCAGGGCGUGUUGUAACUCUAUAUGCUGUAAAGGAAAUCUGACGCAAAAUGUUGCACAGGAAAAUUAGGGAUUAUUAAUAUUUAGGGUCAUGUUGGAAUUAAACACCAAAAUGGAUUAAGUAAAAGAGAGCCAGUGCACGCUCCAGCUGCAGCCUCUUCCUCCUGUGGGUCGCUUGUGUCUCUACAUUAUUGAUUCCCAGAGGCUGCUGCUGCCGGCCAAUAGGCUUCAGAGACAGUUUUUUCAAAGGGAUGGGAGCAGAUGAAGUGAUGAGAUUCGUGUAACUUUUGGAUGACCCCUUCUUGACAAAGACAGUGUCCAUCAAUUGUCCUCAGUCAUUAUUCGCUGCUUUUAUGCCAUGGGGCUUUUUGUAUCUUUUGUUGGUUUCUCUGUUGAACACCGUGCCUCCACGUUAGAGCUUAGAAACUGAUAUAUUUGUAUAUCUGCGUGCAUAUAACGACUCUAAAUGCAGCCGGGGUUUCAUAUUUCUUUGUAAAUAUAUGAUUUUAAAGUUAAAUAUUGAGGUAUAGUUUGAAUUAUGUGUGUUUUUCUUAUUUUCCCAGCAUGCUUUUUAUUAUCCCAAAUGCGCACGCAGAUGUUUCAUUGCAAUAUUUGUUUUUCCGCCACCGGGGUGUAAUUUUGGUGUAUCUUAAGUUAGAUAAAAUUGCUUUUAGUUGUAUGUUUACCCGUUUAUGGACCAGCAUCACCUCUAUUGGCCGAUCUGGUCACAUGGUUCGCUAACUUUAUUCAGUUGACACCAAGUAGGAGGGCUUUAUGGAGGGAGGAAAAAAAGACAACUCGAGAAAAAUUAGUAUUUUCUACCUUCAGAAAUUAAUGGCCAUGAGUUCGUAUAUGGUGAACUCUAAGUAUGUGGAUCCCAAAUUUCCUCCCUGCGAGGAAUAUUCACAAAAUAACUAUAUACCUGAGCAGGGCUCGGACUACUACAGUCCAUCGCAGGACACAGACUUUCAGCAUCCAGGGAUCUACCCACGGCCAAACUACACGGAGCAGCCCUUCAGCUGCAACACUGUGCAGGACUCCACAGUGCAGCCACGGGGUCAUGUGCACGAGAGAUCCAGCCACUCGAGUCCUUUUAGCGCACAGACUGAGCAGGGGCCCCCGGUCCAAGUGGCCGGACCCCGGACUUGUGGACAGCAGCAAAACACAAAGAGCCAAAAUGGGAUACAGUCCAAGCAGCCUGCAGUAGUUUACCCCUGGAUGAAGAAAGUCCACGUAACUACUGUGAACCCGGAUUACACAGGAUCUGAGCCCAAACGGUCCAGAACAGCUUACACCCGGCAGCAGGUUUUGGAGCUUGAAAAGGAGUUUCAUUUUAACAGGUAUCUGACCAGGCGGCGACGGAUUGAGAUUGCCCACACUCUUUGUCUCUCCGAAAGGCAGAUCAAAAUCUGGUUUCAGAACAGACGGAUGAAAUGGAAGAAAGAUCACAAACUCCCCAACACCAAGGGCAGAUCUGCACCAACCUCCAGCCAUCUGCAGAGCAUGCAGAAGGAUAACCAGACUGAUAUCACGUCAUUAUAAGAGAGGGGGAAGGUGUCACGCACCUUUUUUUGUUUGUUUUUUAGAAAUAAACUGUACAUAAAAAAAGACAAAAGGGUGCAUCUGACUUUUGCAUGGACUGAUGUUGUUUUUAGCCUUUUAUUUUUUAUUUAACAAAAAAGACCCCAGCAGUGUUGACUCGAGACUGAGUCAGAAAAUCAAUCAGUCUUUAUAAGUCAGAUGUUUGAAAGUUCUUCCUUGUUUUAUUUCCUCAAAGAGACAAAAACAUCGAAACUUUUCUUUUUCUUUCCUUUAUUUUUUCCCUUUGGACGUUUACCCACCUGAGGACAUUUAAUGAGCAACCUCGGCUGAUUUCAUGGAUUUAAACAAAAGUGUUGCAGCUCUUCUCACGUGGAUUCACGCUGGUUUAAAGAUUGAAAUGUCUUUAUUCAGAGCAGGAGAGCCCUUGGUUCAAAUUCCACACACACACACACAAAGGUUAUUUCAGUUUUUCCUGCUAUUGAAAUCUCACAUUAAGCGCACAACAUAUAUAUAUAUAUAUACAUAUAUAUAAAUAUACUUGAAGGAACCAUUAUUUGCAUUUAGAGCACGCCAAACACACUUUCGUUAAGUUGCAAAAACCCCGGUGAAUCUCUCAGCUCCAGGUUUCUUUGUGACUCGUAUGUUUUAAUUUAUUUUGUACAAUAAAGCUUUGAAAUUUUCUUAGCCUAAAUAUUAUUCCCAAAAGCAAGACAUUCCUGUGUGCAUACUAUUCUGAGUGCCCUUAUAAAUCUCUCCUGACAUCUUUGUAAACAGUGUACAUUUUCAGAGACUCUCUCGUGCCAUUUGGAAGUCUUAUAUGAAAGAUCAUUUGUUCCUGCAUGGCAUCGAAAAUGAAUAUUGGAUGUUUCUCAUCGGAAAUAAUCAAAUCCAGAAUAUUUAGGAGUGUAAUUGUUUAUUUUUCUUUAUGAUUUUUUUUACGUCAUUAUUUAUUUGUUUAAAAAGUGUAAAUUUUCGUAUAGCACACAUACAGUUUUAAUUAAUUCGUUAAACUUUAAUUAAUCUAAAAAAAUAUGUUUGAACUCUUGUGGAUUAUUAGCAUGGCUUUAUGCAGAAGUUUUAGUCUUUAGUUCAUGUGGGAAUCUUCUAGUUUUUCAUUGACACAACCGAGGGGGGGCUUUCACGUCACGUCUCAAGACAGAUAUUUCUUGUUUUAUACCGUCAUUGUCCUCGGACAACAAACAAAAAAAAAAAGCCCAGAAGCUCUCCCAGUACGAAGAAGGUCUUCUCUGUGAAGUCUUCACCAUGAGACGAUUGAAAAGGUAUUUCAACCGAAGGUCGACAAAAGCAGCAGUGGCAGGUUCAUCCAGGGGACACAUUUCAGCCGCAAGGACUGACCUCAGCACCCCUGACCCGCCGGACAAGCAGCAUUUUCUCUCCCAGGCGCUCUUCGCUUUGGUUUGGAGGCUUUUUUUUGUCCACACUUAAAAAACCAAAGCAUUCAAAGCAAGAGUCAGUGCGUCAAUCUCCAUAGUUUCUACACGUGUUUUAACAGUAUUUAUUCAGCCCCCAAAAAGCUUCUGGUUUGUGCAUUUGUCUCAUGUCAAUAUGCAAUCUUUUUGGUUUUAUUUUUGUACAUGCUUUUUACCUUGUAUUGUGUAUUGAGAUGCGAGAAGUAUAUUGGAAAAUAAAGAUUUCUACUGAUUAUGCAUUUAAAUGGCUGCAGAGAGCACUUUGUCGCGAGGUUGGGGAAAAAAAAUCAGAGGAGAAUUCUUUAGAUUUGGAAGAAAUAAAUUUCCCCGGGCCCACUGACGUAUUUUAAAAAAAUCCUUCCUGCUCAAAUUUGUAUUCUAUUCCCAUAUUUUGCUGGGUUAUUUAGCAUCAGUCCUUUUGCGCCGUUUUCAAAAGGAUCAUUUUUGGUGGGAAAAGAUUUCUCAACAAGCGUGUGGAGCCAUAUGGACCCACAGCCCCUUUCACAAAAUAUCCACAAAUGCACCAAAUGUGCACUGCAUGGGCAAAUUCGCCCUCUUCUCCUGUCAGGCAUGGAAUUUACGAUCAUAAAUAUGUUAUUAGUCUUUAAGUGUGGCAUAUCUUUAAAAAUACCAUAAAGAAUGAGUUUCCAGCCUUAAUUCAGCCUCGCUGGCUCUUAUCGAAAGAAGAGCAUGAUUGCGCAAAAACACUCACAAGCUCUGAGUGGAGCUUUUCAAGGUGAUUAUAUUCAAUGAAAACUGGCUUUGCUCUCUUGUAAGACUUUGCAUUGAGUCAAUAUCGCAAAAUACUUAUUAGUUACAUGAGCCUUUAUUAUAUAAUAGAAACACAAAUGAAGUUUACUGGCCUCGUAGAUUCAAACUGACACAUGCAAAGUUUAUCAGAGGCGGUGGUGCUGCUCCAAACCCACAUUACGCCACAUUUAUGACUAAAUAUUUUUAAAAUACAGACACACACACAUUAUAAACCACUCUAUGUUUGAUAUUAAACCCCCUCAUGCUUCACAAGUUGCGCCUUUAUUGAAUACGACCCAUCGCUACACUGACCUCCGACCCUCCACACUGCAGAAUCAGCCCUGAUACAAA